AUGAGUAUAUAAUUCUCAUUUGAUAACAGAUCUCGUUUGAAUCUUAGUCUGCUCGAGUAAUUCAAGACUAAAAUUAGGCCAGUUAGAGAAAAAAAUCUUAAAAGAGGAAAAUGCCAUAUAAGAAUGAGAAAGGGAGAUUAAGCAAUGAAUCAAUCGUUAUCAAGAACCUUCCCCUACAAGCUUGUCUCAUUUAAGCUAGUCUCGUUUGGAUAAAACCAACAUUUACAAGAGAAAGAACUAUAGAACUCUUAAAAUAUACCCAGUAUUACCGAGAAUUAACUAUUUAAACUAGCAGCUCGCAAAGCCAGAAGUAAACUAGAGUAUAUUAAGAACUAAUAAAGUGCUGAAAGAGAGGCUAGCAAAGAGAAGAAAGAAUGCAUUUCACGAUUGCAAAUAUCCUCCAGUAAUCAAAGCGUUAUUAUAUGCAAGAGCAAUCACUCCAGAAACAAACAUUAUGAUCCAAGCAUCAUGUAGUAUCUUCAUAAGAAUUAAGUUGAACAAUAGCAAUAAAUGUAAAAUGAGUCACUUUAAAGAUCCAAUAAUAGUAAACAAAAUUAAUAGACUGAGGCAGGAUCGAUUGUUCCCACUGAGGAUCGAAGCACCAACACUCACUUUGAAUCUCUAACAAAGUGGAACAGCUCCAAGAAGCGCUACGACUAUGACUACUCUAAGAUUGAUGAAUUAAAUGGACUCAGCAUAGAGAACUUGAGUAUUUCUGAUUAGAAUCAACCAUAAAUUAUGAUGAGAACUAUCCAAUUGUCUAAAAAAUAUGCAAAAAGGAAAGGCCAUGGGAUCCACAUUUAAUAGGAUAAUUAGUUCUACAAUGAAGAAGACUGCUAUCCAUAGCAGGAAGGUUUAGCAUUUCAAAAUCUAAGCAAUACUGGAAGAACUUAGGAGACAGGCUGCUUUACCAGACAAAACCAGACUUUGAAGAAGUAUAUUGAAGAAAAGACUUAACUGGAACCUGUGCUAUCUAAAUCGCAGAUGAAGAUCAAGGUUUAUGAUAACUUCUUAGUUGAAAAUGUGGAGUCUGGGAGGUAAACAGCUUGCAGAGAUGAAAGAAUUUUUGUGCCAAAGAUCACUAUUCAAAAACGCAUCAUGAACAGAUAAGUUUUAUAGCCAAUAGUCAUGCCCUAGAAUCAUGAUGACUCAGACUAUGAGUGA
Messenger RNA from Stylonychia lemnae, 1164 nucleotides. NCBI's taxonomy places the organism in Eukaryota, Ciliophora, Spirotrichea, Sporadotrichida, Oxytrichidae. The record is from the annotation of a GenBank genome assembly.